Molecule: messenger RNA, 1142 nt
Organism: Parasteatoda tepidariorum (common house spider)
Lineage: Eukaryota; Metazoa; Arthropoda; Arachnida; Araneae; Theridiidae
Source: RefSeq, a predicted model, not a curated record
AGAAAAGAUAGAAAGUUUUUUGGAAUUGGCUAAGAUUUUCUCUGAGGAAAAUAACCAAACAAAUUGUAGAGAAUUACUUAUCAAAGAAGGCUCUGCAAAAUUUGUAAAUUCAGUAUGUUUUAGCAAGCUAUUUUUCAAAGGAUCUGAUAAACUUCCCCUUGAACAUGCAUUCACAAUGCAAGGAACUAUUCCAUAUUUGGGCACAUUUUUAACUGAUUUGACAAUGAUUGAUGCUGCAAUAAGUGAUUACCUUCCUAAUGGACUUAUAAAUUUUGAUAAAAAGAGGAAAGAAUUUGAAAUUUUAGCUCAAAUAAAACUUCUUCAAAGUGCUGCUAAUAAUUAUGAUAUUGUUGUUGAUCCAGAGUUUCAAGCUAAAUUCAAGGCAAUUCCUAUAUUUGAUGAAAAAGAAAGCCAUGAAUUAUCUUGUUUGAUAGAACCGUCAGAUAGCUCCAUAAGUAACAAAAAGCAUGUCUUUGAGAAUGUUAAAAGCUCAAUGUUUAAAUGGACACAUCAUAAAAGUGGUUCUUCACCUGCCAGUACAUCCAGUGGUAUUUUAUGUGAUAAAAGCUCUGCUGAUGCAAAUGUGAUAAAAGAAAAUUAUAUGAAAGUUUCUAAAUCUUGUUCAAAUUUAUCAGUAUCCCAUCAUCACUCUCAUUCCCUAUCAAAUGGAAGCAGUUCACCUUUUCAAGAAUUUUACAUAAUCAAAAUAUCAUUGGAACAGAAAAACUGUGAUAAUGACGGAGUAAAUAUGUACAAAAGUAUAAUGCUCAAUAAUAGUGACCGAACUCGCACUGUGAUAACAAAUGCUAUGCUAAAACAUGGGAUUGAGGGCAAUCCAGAUGAUUAUAUUCUUGUUCAGCUAGUUCCCGGUGGUGAAAUUGUUUUUCCUCAUUCUGCAAAUGUUUUUUAUGCUGUAAAUAGAAGCCAUGAACUGAAAUUUAUUUUAAGGGCUCGAUGUAAAUCUAAAGAUAUUAGAGGGAAAAAAAGAAUACCACUUUGAGUAGCAUUUAUACUAAGGAAUUGUUUUUUAAAAUAUUCCACUUUUACAUUUCAAUUUUAUUAUUUCAUUCUCAUUUUUUUUUAUAUAAAUGCUCAUAAAAAUUGCUCAUUUUGUGUAUUUUGUAAAUAAAUGUUUGUAUAAA